UGCAUGCGUACAUCAGUGUUGUUUAAUAUCAUGGGCGGGAGCUCUGCUUCUCCCACACAAUAAUCCAGCUCUGGAAAACACUGCUGGAAAAACUGAGUAAUAAUGUGGAUAUUCAGGAUUGCAGCUCUUACCACAUUUAUUGGUUUGCACGCCCUGGCACAAUUUCCCACUCACAAUGAUAAAUGUACUGAGGGGAGCUGUUACCCCGCUACGGGUGAUCUGCUGACCGGGAGAGCACAUCGACUUACAGCCUCCUCCACCUGUGGAUUGAAUGAGCCAGAGACAUUCUGCAUCGUGGGCCAUUUGCAGGACGAUAAGAAAUGUUUCGAAUGCGACUCUCUACAGACGUACAACAAGUUCACCAAUCCCAACAGCCACACUAUUGAGAAUGUGGUGACAGGGUUUUCUCCUAACCGUCUUGAAACCUGGUGGCAGUCCCAGAACGGAGUUGAAAAUGUGACCAUUCAGCUGGAUUUGGAGGCCGAAUUCCACUUCACACACCUCAUCAUGACCUUUAAGACCUUUCGGCCUGCCGCUAUGGUGAUUGAGCGUUCUGCAGAUUUUGGCGGGAGCUGGCAGGUAUACCGGUACUAUGCAUACGACUGCGCGGACUCCUUUCCAAACGUCCCUCAGGGGCCAGUCAGAAAAGUGGAUGAUGUCAUUUGUGACAGCCGUUACUCUGACAUUGAGCCAUCGACAGAAGGAGAGGUUAUUUUCAGGGCACUUGAUCCUGCAUUUGUGAUUCCUGACCCUUACAGCCCAGAUAUCCAGAAUCUAUUAAAGAUCUCAAACCUGCGCAUACGGAUGACAAAGUUACACAAUCUUGGUGAUAAUCUGUCAGAUGAUCGAGACAAGGUGCAAGAGAAAUAUUAUUACGCUAUCUACGACAUGGUCGUCCGUGGUAACUGUUUCUGUUACGGUCAUGCCUCUGAUUGUGCGCCAGUCGACAAUGAGGCAGGAGUCGAGGGUAUGGUCCAUGGUCAUUGUGUGUGUAAACACCACACUUCUGGACUGAACUGUGAGAAGUGUGAGGACUUUUAUCAAGAUCUGCCAUGGAAACCAGCAGUGGGCCGGAACACAAACGCAUGCAAGAAAUGUGAGUGUAACCAUCACUCGUAUUCCUGUCACUUUGACACGGCAGUGUAUCACUCUUCUGGUAACAUAAGUGGAGGUGUGUGUGAUGAUUGUCAACACAACACAGAAGGCCAAUGGUGUCAGAUCUGCAAACCAUUCUAUUUCCAGCACCCUGACAGAGACAUCAGAGACCCCAACAUCUGUAAACCCUGUGACUGUGACCCCUGGGGCUCUCUAAACGGAGGCAUAUGUGACAGCGCUACAGAUGCAGUGGAAGAUAGGAUUGCUGGACAGUGUUACUGCAAACCUAAUGUUGAAGGAGAACGCUGUGACCACUGUAGAAAGGGACAUUACGGCCUCAGUGAUGACCCACUGGGAUGUCUGCCGUGCAGCUGUAAUCCUCUGGGCACACUCUCAGCAGGAGGUCCCUGUGAUACAGAGACAGGAAGCUGUUAUUGCAAACGUCUUGUCACCGGACGAAACUGUGACCAGUGUUUGCCUCAGCACUGGGGUCUCAGUAAUGAUAUGGAUGGCUGCAGACCAUGUGACUGUGACGUGGGCGGGGCUUUGAAUAAUAAUUGUUUUCCAGAGACAGGACAAUGCGUAUGUAAGGAACACAUGUUUGGCAGGCGUUGUGACCAGGUGCACUCGGGGUUCUAUUUCGCAGGACUGGACCAUUAUACUUUCGAGGCUGAGGAUGCAUCUUUCGGACCGGGCGUGAGAUUGGUUCAAAGGCCUUUACCUGUGGAUCGUAAGCCCACCUGGACAGGUCCAGGAUUUGUAAAAGUACCAGAGGGCGAAACGCUGAGCUUCAACAUUUACAAUUUGCCACAGUCUACGGAAUACAAUUUCAUGAUCCGCUAUGAACCACAAUUGCCUGAUGAAUGGGAGAAAGUAGAGAUGACUGUGGAGCGGCCCGACGCUGGCUACCAAUCAGCUCUCUGCACUUCUACUUACAAUGAUGGGCAAAGCAUUUCACUGCAUCCUGGAUCCAGAUAUGCGGUUCUUUCUAGUCCAGUGUGUUUGGAGAAGGGUCAGAACUACACUGUGAAAUUUUACUUUCCACAGUACUCAUCAUACAGUCAUCACUCCUCUCCUCACACACUUAUUGAUUCAAUAGUGCUGCUGCCAGUGGUGGAAGAUCUGGAUCUGUUUUCUGGAGGAGUCCAGCAGAAAGAGAACUGGGAGAUGUUUAAGAAGUACCGAUGCAUGGAACGCAGCCAGAGUGUUGUUAAAAUCCCCAUGACGGAUAUUUGUAGAGACUACAUCUACAGCAUAUCUGCGCUAUUGCACAAUAAAGCUCUGGAAUGUAAAUGUGACCCCCGUGGUUCUCUGAGCUCUGUUUGCGACCCCAGCAGUGGCCGGUGCCAGUGUCGACCCAAUGUUUCGGGCAGGAACUGUGACACCUGUGCUCCUGCAACCUUCUUGUUUGGAUCUUCAGGAUGCAGACCGUGUGAAUGUGACCCACUGGGUUCUCAGAACCCAUUCUGCCACCAUACCACUGGGCAGUGUUUGUGUGUGCCAGGGGCAUAUGGGCGCCAGUGUGCCAACUGUAAACCCGAAUACUGGGGUUUCCCUCACUGCCAACCCUGCUUCUGUAAUGGGCACAGCGAGCAGUGCCAACCGCGUACAGGGGAAUGUCUCGACUGUAGGGGCUACACCACUGGCAUUCAUUGUGAGAGAUGUGCGAUUGGUUACCACGGCAGUGCUUUGCUUGGCUCAUCGGAGCCAUGUCGACCCUGUAUGUGCCCUGAUGGACCAGGCAGUGGAAGGCAAUUCGCUGAGAGCUGUUACCAAAAUCACAACUCUCUAGAAAAUAUGAUCUGUGUAUGUAGCUCAGGCUACAAAGGGUCUAGGUGUGACGAAUGUGCUCCUGGUUACUAUGGUAACCCUCAGGUGCCAGGAGGCCGGUGCAGUCCAUGUCCAUGUAACAGUAAUAUUAACAUGGAGGACCCAGAAUCUUGUGAUGCCCGCACUGGUGUCUGUCUCAAAUGCCUGUUUCAUGCUGACGGUGAUGCAUGCCAGUAUUGUAGUCAUGGUUACUAUGGAGACGCCCAUACACAAAACUGCAGAAGGUGUACGUGCAACCCCAUGGGUACUUCGAGACGCAGCUGUGCCGACGGUCUGUGCGAUUGUGACAGAGUCAGCGGUCAGUGCCAGUGCCUACCUGGCAUAGAGGGUCCGCAGUGUGACCGCUGUGCACCAGACACAUGGAACAUCAACAGUGGAAAAGGAUGCCAACCCUGCCAGUGCCACCCUGAACACUCCUAUAGUACUUCCUGUGACCUGCUGUCUGGUCGCUGUUCGUGUAAGCCCGGUUUUGGAGGCAGGACUUGUAAUGAGUGUAGAGACCUAUUUUGGGGCGAUCCUGAGGUCAAAUGCUACGUAUGUGACUGUGACCCACGAGGUAUUGCCACUCAACAGUGUGAUAAGAUGUCUGGAGAAUGCGUGUGCAUAGAGGGUGUGUCCGGGCGUAUGUGUGACUCCUGUGAUCGUGGUUACGUGGGGACCUUCCCUCAGUGUGAGCCCUGUCACAAGUGCUUUCACGACUGGGACACUAACGUGGGAGAGCUGACCAACCAAACACAGAGGCUGAUGGACACUAUAGAGGAGCUGAAAGACACAGGCGUGACGUCGCCUUAUAAAGAUACAAUAUCAAGUCUGGAUGAUGGGAUCAAACAGCUCAGAGAAAUACUGGACGAUGAAAAGAUUCAUCAAACUCUGGAACACACGCAGAGUCUACGUCAGCAAGUUAAUGAGAUGGCACCACUUUUGCGAGGAUCCAUUGACACAUCGGUAUCCGAUCUGGAGCAGAUAUCUGCCGAUCAACAGAAGGCCAUGAAGAAUCUGAACAGUCUCACUGAGGAGGCCCAGAACCUACAGGAGACCUCCAAAGACAAAGAGCAGCAGGUUCUGAACAUGAAACAUUCAGACACCAGAGGUGCGAUGGACAGCAUCAGAGAAUAUAAUGAGGAAUCUUCAGAGGCGAAUUCUAUUGCUAGUAAAGCUGCAUCCGAUCCAGACAGUAUAGUGAAACAGUCUGCUCAGCUACGGGGUGCCGCAAACGCAAGACUGGACACAUCAGAGAAAGAGUUUAACCUGAAACAUCAGCUGCAUGUACAGAGGAUGGACAAAAUAACAUCUGAUCUGGACUCCACAGAUCUUUCAAAACUAAGCCAGCAGGUGUGCGGAGGUGCACCAGGUCCAGAGGGUUGCGGUGACUGUGGUGGUCUGGGGUGUGUUACCGAGGAAGGUGUGUCCCAGUGCGGGGGUGAAGAAUGUAACACAUUAGUGACCCAAUCCCAAGAGGCCUUGAAAAGUGUAAAAAACAAUGACCAAGAGUUCCUUAAAAAUUUAAGAGAAGUGGACAAGCUAAACAAGAAGGUGUCAGAUGCUCGAGGUCGUGCAGAUGAGGCAAAAAUCAGCUCUCAGAAUGUGUCACUCAGAGCCAAUCAGAGUAAAGCACGAGUGGAAAAGACUAAUGAUGACCUCAGAGACCUCAUUCAGCAAAUUCGAGACUUCCUUACAAAGACAACAGAUCUGAAGCGUAUAGAGGAAGUAGCUGAUGAGGUGAUGAAACUGAGUUUGCCAGUGUCAUCCGGAGCACUGAAAGAUCUGACCACAGAGAUCCGUGACCAUGUGGCCAGUCUGACCCAGGUGGAUGAUAUCCUGACCCAGACUGCAGAACAUGUCCGCACUGCUGAGACUCUCCUGAAACAAGCACAGGCUGCCAAUGAAACGACCACAACUCUGAAACAGGCCGCUGAUAAAAUAAAGGAUGCUUUAGAUGAUACUGCACGAGCACAGUUAGCUGCCAAUAAAGCAAUGAAGGACGUUGAGACCGAUAUGAACGUCACAAGACAUCAAAUCAAUUCUGUACAAUCUAUAACUGAAACGACCGAGUUCAAAUUGAGCACCAGCACACAAAGAUUCUUGGAUCUUGAAAGAGGAGUGGGUGAACUCCGAAAGAAAUCUCAAGAGACGUCCAGCCACGCAGAGCAGAUCCAGAAACAGGCUGAAGACAACAACGCAGACGUUGAGAGAACUGAACAGAACUUUGACUCAAAUGUGCAACCUAAAUAUGCACUGCUGAGUGGUCUCAUCGAGCAAAAAGGUGCCGUUGUGUAUGAUGCACGUCAGAGGUCUGAGAAACUCAGACAGGAGGCACAAGAUUUACUAAUAGAUGCCACCAACAAACUACAGAGACUAAGAGAGCUGGAGAGAUCAUUCGAAGGAAACCAGAAAACCUUUGUGAUGAAAGCAGAGGAACUCGACAUACUCGAGAGUGAAGCCAGAAAUGUUCUUCAGGAGCUCAAUCAGAAGGUUGCCAUCUUUAGCACAUGUGCUUAAGAAUCACUACAAGACCUAGGCUAUGUCUCAAUCAGCUCCCUUAUUCAGUAGUCAGGCCACUGACCAGUGCACUGAAACGUUCGUUCCCUUAGCAUUCCCAGCAUCGAAGCUCCAUAUGUUCCCUUACGGAAAAUCACGUGACAAGUUUUGAAGAAUUUUAACCAAAAUUGCACAAGCCAACUCGAUGAACUUCGUGAACAGAACUUUUGCAAAGACAAACGUUUAUUUUAUGUCAUGUAUAAACAAACGUUGCUAGACAGGCAGGCAACACAAUCUACUUAACAGUUAAUUUUUAUAAUCGACCAAAUUUAAGUGAACAAUGUUUCAAUGUAAAGUGAGCCAGGGUCCUAACUUGUGCCCGAACCGUCGAUAUACUGAUGCUUGUCCUCGGGAACAAGCAGUAGCGUUGUUAACCACCAUGCAAAUGCGUAGGGCCCUGCUAGCUUUGGGGCCCCUAGUGGCCAAAAACGGAUAAAUCAUUUGAUGCUUUUUACGCCGGAUAGGCCUGCGUGCGCUGCACCAAAUAAGUCCAAUUCACCAAAUAACAGACAGGUCUGACUUGGUGGAAAAAACAAUCAAAACUUCUUAUUCAGCUAGGUGGUGGUUACCCGCGCUUUGACGCUCAGCCAGUUAAUUUACAGGAACAACAUUAUAUGGAGUCCUUCAAAUAAAGUAAGUCGUGUUGAAGAUAAGUAUAGGCUGAAAUAGAGUGAAGUGACACACCGGAAUGUCAACAUGUGAUUUUUAUAUUUUGAAUUACGAUUUUAUAUAUUUUGCUAUAAUUAGAUGCGUCUGCUAAAGUUGUAUGAUAAUAAGACCAUUGGGUCCAUAUAGCUUUAAAAGCAAACCAUUGAUACACUUAAAAUUUGUUUUUUUGUAUUAUUAAAUAUCUCCAGCAAUUACAUUUUUAUGAGCGUAAUGUGGGUUCAUCAUAGUCUAGAAAGCAAGCACUGAAAUCUUGAGGGUUCUUGACUAUUUAAAACAAAUAAUUUUAGUAAUAUUUGUGUUCUUUGUGUAAUUAGUUGACAUUAUUAUUGACAGCUCAAAUUUUAAACAAACAUUUUGAAGUAUCAAAAUUUGCCACACAAUUUUUGGAGUUGUGGUGUCCCACAUAUCAAAUAUUUGAUUCCAAAUCAAAGAAGGUUUAUUUUUAUACCAAACUUUAAACAAUUUUGUGCGCUGUUAUGCGGUUCAUACAAUUCCAUAUAGAAUCACUCAAUAUAACUGUUUUGCAAUUUAAAGAAUAAAUGUUAGUAUGCAUGUGUGAGGGGCCUCAGGUCUCAACUAUGCUUAGGGCCCCAAAAAUGAUAAACACACCCCUUGGAACAAGGGAGCUGAUUCGAGACUCAGGGCUAAUAAAUGCUGUUUUAUCAUCGUUCAGCUGCACAUCCUAUGGUCAACUGCAAUUUUGAUGCAAUUGUGUAACGUUUAAAAUAAGCUACUAAAUGCCCUUGUGCCAUUUAUCUACUGCAUAUUUUUCUCAUUGUAUGUUUGAGUAUGUUUUGUGUAUGUAUUAUGAAAAACGUUCUGUAUCGCGGCAUUACUUAUAUCAUUGAAGUUGAUGAAGACACCCAGUAUUAUGAUUAAAAUGAUAACUAUUAAACGCCAAUUAAAUACAA
Messenger RNA from Triplophysa dalaica, 7043 nucleotides. RefSeq names its product laminin, beta 1b (gene lamb1b). NCBI's taxonomy places the organism in Eukaryota, Metazoa, Chordata, Actinopteri, Cypriniformes, Nemacheilidae. The record is from RefSeq and is a predicted model, not a curated record.